AUGGAAAGGUAUAAGAUAAUCAAGGAAGUUGGUAAUGGGACAUUUGGGGUUGUCUGGAGAGCAUUGAACAAACAUAAUGGUGAAGUGGUUGCUAUUAAGAAAAUGAAGAGAAAAUAUUAUUCAUGGGAAGAAUGCAUAAAUUUGAGAGAAGUCAAGUCGCUGCGAAAGAUGAAUCAUCCAAAUAUCGUGAAGCUGAAGGAAGUUAUUAGGGAAAAUGACAUUUUGUACUUUGUGUUUGAAUACAUGGAAUGUAGUCUUUACCAACUUAUGAAAGACAGAGUGAAGCCUUUCUCAGAAACUGAAAUUAGAAACUGGUGCUUCAAUAUUUUUCAAGGUCUCGUAUACAUGCAUCAAAAUGGCUACUUCCAUCGUGAUCUUAAGCCAGAGAACUUGCUUGUUUCAAAGGGUGUGAUAAAAAUAGCUGAUUUUGGUCUUGCUCGUGAGAUUACAUCCCAACCACCAUACACCGAGUAUGUUUCAACACGCUGGUAUCGGGCUCCAGAGGUGCUUCUCCAGUCACCAACAUAUGGUUCUGCUGUUGAUUUGUGGGCAAUGGGUGCAAUCAUGGCUGAAUUAUUUACUCUUCGCCCACUUUUUCCUGGUUCAAGUGAAGCAGAUGAAAUUUACAAAAUCUGUAGUGUGAUAGGCAGCCCAACACAAAACACAUGGCGUGAGGGACUCGAACUAGCAAGUACAAUCAAUUAUCAGUUUCCAGAGGUUGGUGGUGUAAAUCUUUCUGCAUUAAUACCAUCUGCAAGCAAGGAGGCAGUGAAUUUGAUUUCUGCUCUCUGUUCUUGGGACCCAUGCAAAAGGCCGACAGCUGUAGAGGCCCUUCAGCAUCCUUUCUUCCAGAGUUGUUACUAUGUUCCCCCAUCUCUUCGCCAUAAGCCUGCUUCUACUGCCAGGAUGUCUCCAUCUGUUGGGGUAAAUGGCAGAGGAGGAGGCAUGGAGCAGAAAUAUGGGUAUUCUGGUCAUUUGUCUAGUGUGAAGCCCGCUGUGCAUGUUACUUCAUCUGCAAAAGUGCAUGCGUCCUUAAACACAGGGGUGCAUCAUAAAGUGGAAGUGAAUAAUAAUAAUAAUUAUGAGGGACCGGGUGGAGUAAAGAAGGAAAAGACCUACAAGAACAGUGCUGGUGCUGCCAGACAACCAAAAUAUCGACCUCCUCCUGGAAAGUACAAUACUACUACAGUAGCAGGGGGAGGGGGAGGUGGUGUUUCUGAGACUGGUGACAAGUUGGGACACAUGGCGAUGGUUGGUUCAAAUAGAGUGGGUGUGGGUGUGGGUGUGGGUCCCAUUCCUAGACAGCAUCAGCAACAGCAUGCAAAAGGUUGGGUUAGAGUUGGAGCAAAACAAUAA
Messenger RNA from Lactuca virosa, 1356 nucleotides. Lineage: Eukaryota; Viridiplantae; Streptophyta; Magnoliopsida; Asterales; Asteraceae. The record is from the annotation of a GenBank genome assembly.